Molecule: messenger RNA, 369 nt
Organism: Trichomonas vaginalis G3
Lineage: Eukaryota; Parabasalia; Trichomonadida; Trichomonadidae
Product: protein kinase protein
Exons: 1
Coding region: 1-369 (122 amino acids)
Molecular function (GO): protein binding
Source: RefSeq, a predicted model, not a curated record
AUGUACAAUAAUCUUGAAUCCUUUUUAGUUUAUUUCGAUCUAACUAAUGAUAUUAAUCAAUGCUUUGUUUAUUCAUCGAGGUUUAACAUUCCAUCUCUUUGCAAAUGUUUUCUUUCAAAUGGUGCAAACAUCAAUAAAAAGGAUAUAUUUGGAUAUACUGCUCUUCAUACUGCAGCACAAAAUAAUUGUAAUGAAACAGCCGAACUUCUUAUUUCACAUGGUGCAAAUAUCAACGAAAAAGAUAAAAAUGGAAAUACUGCUCUUCAUAUUGCAGCAUUUUAUAAUAGUAAAGAAAUAACCAAACUUUUUUCAUAUGGUGUAAAUAACAAUGAAAAAAAAAUAUAUGGAAUAAGGGCUUUUCAACUAUAA